AUGGCCUAUGUCUUCAAACGCGGUAUGCGCAAAGAACGCGUCCAAUUUGACAAGGCACGCAUCACUGCUCGAAUCACCAAGCUAUGCUAUGGCCUUGACAAGGAACAUGUUGAUCCCAUUGGUAUCGCGCAGAAGGUCAUUGCUGGUGUGUAUCAGGGUGUGACAACGGUAGAACUUGAUAACCUGGCGGCGGAGACUGCUGCAUACCUUACGACAAAACACCCUGACUAUGCUAUUCUUGCUGCGCGCAUCGCCGUCUCUAACCUACAUAAAGAAACCAAGAAGAACUUCUCGGCAGUCGUCAAUGAUCUUUACCAUUUCGUAAAUCCCAAGAACGGCCGAGCAGCUGGUAUGAUUUCGAAGGAGACAUUUGAGAUCGUCAUGGCAAAUGCCGAGCAGCUUGACUCUGCGAUUAUCUACGACCGGGACUUCAACUACAACUACUUCGGCUUCAAGACGCUUGAGCGCUCGUACCUCCUCAAGCUCAACGGCCGGGUAGUUGAGCGGCCUCAGCAUAUGCUUAUGCGUGUCGCUGUUGGUAUCCACGAAUCCGAUAUUGAGCGCGCUAUUGAGACAUACACCAUGAUGUCGGAGCGACUCUUCACACAUGCCUCGCCAACUCUCUUCAAUGCUGGUACCCCUAACCAGCAACUCAGCUCAUGCUUCCUCGUCUGCAUGAAGGAUGACUCCAUUGAGGGCAUCUAUGACACGCUCAAGAACUGCGCUAUGAUCAGCAAGACUGCUGGUGGGAUCGGCCUGAGCAUCCACAACAUUCGAGCUACUGGAUCGUACAUUGCUGGAACAAAUGGCUACUCGAAUGGCAUUGUCCCCAUGCUUCGGGCAUAUGACGCGACCGCUCGAUACGUCGAUCAGGGAGGGAACAAGCGACCUGGAGCGUUUGCGAUCUAUUUAGAGCCGUGGCACGACGACAUUUUUGACUUCCUCGACCUGCGCAAGAACCACGGCAAGGAGGAAGUCCGUGCGCGUGAUCUCUUCUAUGCGCUGUGGAUUCCUGACCUUUUCAUGAAACGAGUUGAGUCCCAGGGCCAGUGGUCGCUGUUCUGCCCGAACGAAGCACCUGGAUUGCACGAGGUUUGGGGUGAGGAAUUCGAGAGGUUGUAUGAGCAGUACGAACGCGAAGGGCGCGCUCGCAGAACCAUCGAUGCUCACAAGCUGUGGUUUGCCAUCCUUGAUGCCCAAAUUGAGACUGGUAACCCCUUCAUGUUGUACAAGGAUGCAUGCAAUGCCAAGUCGAACCAGAGGCAUCUCGGUACAAUCAAAUCCUCCAAUCUAUGCACGGAAAUUCUCGAAUACUCUGCGCCUGAUGAGACUGCCGUGUGCAACCUAGCCUCCCUCGCUCUUCCUUCCUUCGUUGAGAAUGGGCGGUACAACUUCAAUAAGCUCCACAAGGUCGCGAAGGUCGUCACUCGUAACCUCAACCGAAUUAUCGACGUCAACUACUACCCUAUCCCUGAAGCUCGUCGAUCGAACAUGCGCCACCGCCCCAUCGGUCUUGGGGUGCAAGGGCUCGCGGAUACCUUCAUGGCGCUGCGCAUGCCGUUCGACUCGCUCGAGGCGCGUGAGCUCAACAAGCAAAUCUUUGAGACAAUCUACCACGCUGCGCUCGAGGCAAGUAGUGAGUUGGCUGCGGCAGAGGGUCCCUAUGAGACCUACGAGGGAAGCCCUACUUCUCAGGGACAGCUCCAAUACGAUCUCUGGGGCGUUACUCCGACAGAUCUUUGGGACUGGGAAAGCCUGAAGGCGAAGAUCACGCGAACGGGCUUGCGGAAUUCAUUGCUCGUUGCUCCGAUGCCCACUGCCUCGACUAGUCAGAUUCUAGGCAAUAAUGAGUGCUUCGAGCCUUACACUAGUAAUAUCUACACUCGUCGUGUGCUCGCUGGCGAGUUCCAGGUCGUUUGUCCAUGGCUGCUGCGAGAACUUGUCGAUCUCAAGCUUUGGGAUGAUAGGAUGAAGAAUAUGAUCAUUGCCAACAAUGGCUCCGUUCAGAACAUCCCCGGAAUCCCUGACGACGUCAAAGCUAUCUACAAGACUGUCUGGGAAAUCAGCCAGAAGAAGGUGUUGGACAUGGCUGCUGACCGUGGCGCAUUCAUCGACCAGAGCCAGAGUCUGAACAUCCACCUCCAAUCGCCCACGAUCCCUCAGCUCACUAGUAUGCACUUCUAUGGAUGGAAGAAGGGAUUGAAGACGGGCAUGUACUACCUCCGGACGCGUCCUGCUGCUCAAGCGAUCCAGUUCACUGUCGACCAGUCUAUGCUGAAGGAGACGAAAGAAGUGAAGACGGCAGCCUCUGUGACGCCGAAGCGAGUUCCCAUGUCGAACGGCGAUGGAUACGCGUCGCCUGGCCAUGUGUCGAUUAAGCAGGAGCCCAUCACUCCCAAUCUGAACAGACUCUCUGCGUCCAACCAUUCCACCCAAUCCUCUCCUGCGAUGACAAGUUCCUCUACGUCCCUGACGGAUGAAGCGGACUCCCUACCUGAAAGGGCGGCGGGUUUAUCUCUCGAUGAGAGGACACAGAAGGCCGCGGAGCAGGAUCCUGAGUUCGCUGCUGCUCUGCAACGCCAGCGCGAGCGACAACUCGAGGAGGAGAAGUUGAUGUGUUCCUUGGAGAACAAGGAGGCAUGUCUGAUGUGUUCCGCGUGA
This is a messenger RNA of Laetiporus sulphureus 93-53, 2661 nucleotides long. Its product is annotated as ribonucleotide reductase alpha subunit. Gene Ontology annotation, molecular function: ATP binding; ribonucleoside-diphosphate reductase activity, thioredoxin disulfide as acceptor. Gene Ontology annotation, cellular component: ribonucleoside-diphosphate reductase complex. The transcript is spliced from 11 exons. Gene Ontology annotation, biological process: deoxyribonucleotide biosynthetic process; DNA replication. Bases 1 to 2661 code for a protein of 886 amino acids. NCBI's taxonomy places the organism in Eukaryota, Fungi, Basidiomycota, Agaricomycetes, Polyporales, Laetiporaceae. The record is from RefSeq and is a predicted model, not a curated record.